CGCCAGGAAAAUCAUCAUAACUUGCGACAAUAGACUUGCCAAGCCGAAGCUGUUCCUCAUCCGGGAAGACGAAAUCAAAGCCACGCAAUGUUCUUGCCUUGUUGAAUCUCUCGCGCCUAGCCUAGCCGCCAGCAUAAUAGCACCGCGCGCUCCUAAUUCGUUUGGACACUGGGACGACACGGCAGCUUGCAUGGAAGAACAAGAUGAGAUCAAUGCCGAGCACAUCGUCGUCGUGGGCGCCGGCCCCGCCGGCCUCGCCGUGGCUCUCGGGCUGCACAGGAAAGGGGUGAGGAGCGUGGUGCUGGAGUCGUCGCCGGCGCUGCGCGCGUCCGGCUACGCCAUCACGACGUGGCCCAACGCCUUCCGCGCGCUCGACGCCCUCGGGGUCGGCGACAAGAUCAGGAAGCUCCACCUGCACAUCCAAGGGCUGCGUGUCUUCUCUGCGUCCACCGGAGAGAUCGCACACGAGCUGGAUUUCACGCUGCAGGAGAAUGGAGGACCUCAUGAGACCUGCCGCGUCAGGCGUGACCUGCUGCUCCGGACGCUCGAGGAGGAGCUGCCGACGGGCACCAUUCGCUACUCGUCCAAGAUCGUCUCCAUCGACGACCAAGACGGCGCCGCCAAGAUCCUCCACCUCGCCGACGGCUCGACUCUCAGGGCAAAGGUGCUGAUCGGCUGCGACGGGGUCAACUCGGUGGUGGCGAAAUGGCUGGGGCUCCCCAAGCCGUCCUACUCGGGGCGCUUGGCCACGAGAGGCCUCGCACAUUACCCCGACGGCCAUGGUUUCGAGCCCGAGUUCCUGCAGUACAUCGGCCAUGGCUUCCGCUUCGGCUUCCUGCCCUGCGACGACACCCGCAUCUACUGGUUCUACACCUGGUCUCCCUCCCAGAACGCGAGUGCGGACAAGGGCGUCGACGUCGAGGGCGCCGCCAAGAUGAAGCAGCACGUGCUGGCCAGGCUGAGGAGCUCCAAGGUGCCCGCGGGGGCGCUGGAGGUGGUGGAACGGAGCGACAUGAGCGACGCGUCCGCCGCGCCGCUGCGGUUCCGUUCGCCGCUGUCGCUCCUGUUCGCGAGCAUCAGCAAGGGCAACGUGUGCGUGGCCGGCGACGCGCUGCACCCGAUGACGCCGGACCUGGGCCAGGGCGGCUGCUCGGCGCUGGAGGACGGCGUCAUCCUGGCGAGAUGCCUCGGCGACGCCGUCCUUGGCGGGGAGGCUGGCACGGAGGAGGAGAGGAUCGAGUCGGGCCUGCGCGAGUACGCCGGGAUGCGGCGGUGGCGGAGCGUCCAGCUCGUCGGAGCCGCCUACAUGGUCGGCUUCGUGCAGCAGAGUGACAAUGCGAUCGUGAGCUUUCUCCGGGAGAAGGUGCUGGCCGGAGCGCUCGCGAGAAGCCUGGUGAAAAUGGCCGACUACGACUGCGGAACACUCUGAUGGACGAGUGACCUGACGUGGUCUUUUUCAGGGCGAGGGUGCAUCGAGGUGUAGUGUAGUCUGAACCAUUUUCCCCUUCCAGGUUAACCGUCGUUGGGUCAGUUUGCCCGCGCCGGUUUCCUGUGGCUCUUGGGCCUGCCUGAGGGAAGAUGUUGUUUGAUUUUUUGUGUAUGUCUAGAGCAUAUCUAGAUGUGCAGUUAUUGCACAUCUAAGUGAGUGAAUCAAGUAUAAAGAGAAAAAAAAAGAAAAAAAAUAUUCACACGAAUCUCAAUGUAACAUCAAUGACAUAUGACUUAGAUGUGUAAUACUUAUGACACAUUUAAAUGUGCUUUAG
Triticum dicoccoides is the source of this 1763-nucleotide messenger RNA. RefSeq names its product monooxygenase 2-like. Gene Ontology annotation, molecular function: FAD binding. The transcript is spliced from 3 exons. NCBI's taxonomy places the organism in Eukaryota, Viridiplantae, Streptophyta, Magnoliopsida, Poales, Poaceae. The record is from RefSeq and is a predicted model, not a curated record. Bases 191 to 1429 code for a protein of 412 amino acids.